CCGGUCACCCGGUCCCACCACGCAGCAACAAUAGGGCUCAGGUCGUCUUCUUCAUCCGGAACUGUGGACAGAAUCUGAGCGACUCCCGACUUAUCCGGUUGACUGCGUGCUCGCUCGCACUCUCACUCUUGAGCCCGGUGCAUGAGCUCAGCAGCUCGGAUCACACUCUCUCGAUGGGCUGCUGCUCUCGGGAUCCAGACACAGUGCUCGCACAUUCUGUCUCUGCUCCAGCGCCUCCAUUUCAAUCCCCACUCUUCUUCUCUGAUUCCAUCAAGUCAACUCUCCUCGCUCGCUCUCUCUCUCUCUCUGCCUCUGCGGCGCGACUGUAGUUUCCUCACUUCUCAACCACCCCUGCCGUCAAAGCUUCUCGCAGCCCACACCGACGGACGGAGCUGCGUGAUCUGUGAUGCCUGCAUACUCAAGGAAGGACUGAACGACUGCCUGAGAGUCUCUGUGUACCUUUCUUUCUUUGCGUGACGAAUUGUGCAAAAAUUGGAACCCAAUUCCAACGUUGCCUCGAGAGCUUAAAAAAUUCUUCCGAUCUUUGAGUGGCGGGUCAGUAUAGGCCGGAGGUACAACACACCGAAUCAAAACCUGCUGGUGAGAACGCCAGAUCAAGAUAGAUCUCCUCUUUGCUCGACUACCGCAUUUUAUGGAGCAAAGAGAAGACGGUGGAAAUUUUCUCGCUGUGAAGCCGAGCCUCAAGACAUCGGUAGAAACAUGAGAAAAAGAUGAGGAGACGAUAUGUGUGAUCUCAUGGUGAGCGCACUUCUUUGUCACUUCUGUCCUCAGUCUGCCACAGUAAUAGAUGGUGAUAGUUACUUCGUCGGUUCUGCAAGCUACUUACUUGACUGUUUCCGCUAGUUUCUAGAGUUAUAGUUGAUCUCAAAUCCUUUGCCAUUUAGUGGUAUAAAUGACAGCAGUAACAAAAUCCAGCAAGCAUCAAAAGAAAGGGCCCCUCUAAGGGACCACCUUACAAUUAUUUUCCAUGCGACCCACUUGGCGUUGUUAUCCUUUCAUGACUAGCUGGUUCCCACUAAC
This is a messenger RNA of Marchantia polymorpha subsp. ruderalis, 1041 nucleotides long. Lineage: Eukaryota; Viridiplantae; Streptophyta; Marchantiopsida; Marchantiales; Marchantiaceae. The record is from the annotation of a GenBank genome assembly.